ACCACAUCUUCGUCGACAUUUCGUUUAAACCCGUUUACCGUCGAUCUAAAAGCAAAAAAUGUCGUGUCCACAAGAGAACGGAAUUGGAAGCUCGCGAACUCGUACUUUUUGUCUUUUGGUCUGUAUUUCUUUUUGCUAUGACAGCAAAAGGAGUCCAAGAACCGCAUCGGGUUCCAGGAACCGCGCCGGACCACUUAACCAGUCUCCCAAGCCUUAUCAAUUUGUUUAUGGCCCCCCGACCAGUCCUGCCUCCUUCCCCACACUCAAAGACACAUACUCGCGCUAAGAACCAUCUACCGGAGGUCACCAGACGUUCCAACUUUCUUAUCUUACCCACGAACCAGAAGGAAUUCCACGUCCAAAAUGCACUUAUUCUUCGUCCAGAACCCAUUUUACCAUUUUGACAACCCCCUUUAAUCAACUCCAACUUAAAUUUAGUUUUUAAUAUCUUUUUCUCUUUUUUUUUCAGAAACUUUAUUUGCUUUGCUUUUGAGUAAAGAUGUUUCAUUCUUCGGCCGGUACAACGCCGACGAAUUAUUCGGAUGGAAGUGCCGGAUUUCAUCAACAUCUUCAACAGCCGGCUGUGUUUAUGGCUGCGGCUGCAGGAGGACGCGCGAUGCCUCAUCAAUAUCCGUCUCCUGCCGGAGGCCAUUUUGCCCCAUCACAUCAAACCAAUUGGGCCGCUGCUCAUGGUGGUUACGGCGAAGUUGCUGGUCCAUCUGCGCAUCUUGGCGCAACAUCAACUCAUGCAGGAGCUUUAUCGGCCGGACAAUUUUAUGCGCAAAAUAUGAUGAUGAAUUCUUGGAGAGCUUACGAUGGUACCGGUUUUCAAAGAACUUCACCUUAUGAUGGUCCGAUGGAAUUUCCUUUCGGCGAGGGCAGAGAAUGCGUCAAUUGUGGCGCUAUUUCGACUCCGUUGUGGAGACGCGACGGAACCGGACAUUACCUUUGCAACGCAUGCGGUUUAUAUCAUAAAAUGAACGGAAUGAAUAGACCAUUAAUCAAACCAUCUAAAAGAUUGCAGACCGCCACCAGACGAUUAGGACUUUGUUGUACAAAUUGUGGCACACGAACAACAACCCUUUGGAGAAGAAACAACGACGGAGAACCAGUUUGUAAUGCUUGCGGGCUCUAUUUCAAGUUACACGGUGUUAAUCGACCGUUAGCGAUGCGUAAAGAUGGGAUACAAACGCGCAAGCGUAAACCGAAGAAACCAGUUGGCGGUGAUCGCGAUGACAGCGCCAGUUCCUCAGUGGACGAUCCAAAACCAUCAGUAAUAACCCAUCAUACCAACCAACAUAACCAAAUUCACCAACAACCGCCAUCUACUACUCAACAUUCAUCUUCUUCGUCACAUUCGACGCAAUCUCAUAGUACUGAUGUGUCAUCAUCGAUAAAAUCGCCAUUAUCAGAUCGUCCCUAUUUAGGGCACACAUCACUUCUUCCUUCGUCAGCAACAACAUCCGCGAUUAAAACCGAACCGAGUUAUGAUUAUAAUUGUAUUCAAAGUAGCGGCCAUCAAUCGUACCCUUACCAACAAUUAUUUGGGUUUUCGAACGGUUCGCCAGCAAAUACAGAGGUCGCUUAUCAUCAUCAACAUCACGUGACGGCUGCCGCUAAACUCAUGGCGUCGUCGUGAAAUAGUUAAUUAAUUUUCGCGGAUUAAAUUUGUUUUUAGAAAAUCGUUGCUGGUGUAUACGCGGCUUGAUUUUUUUUGUUUAAAUGUAAAGACUUAUUAAAAAGAAAAGUAAAAGAAUUUGUGUAUUUAUUUGUAGGAUUAAGGUUAUUUUUUUUUAAUUAGGAGCUUUUUUAAAAUGUUAAAAAAAUUAAUAAGAAGCUUUUGAUUUUUUAACAGGGCGAUUUUGCUUACAUACAAAUUGUAUGUAAAAAAAAUAACCCCUUGUAUGUAUUUUUUUUUAAAGAAGAAAGCACCUAGUUUUUUUGACUGUGAAUAAACUUUAAUUGAAUCAUUAAAUUUUAAUUUCGUUUUAAACAUUGCUGUGCAAUAUUUUUUUGUAAUUCCUUUUUAUGU
This is a messenger RNA of Onthophagus taurus, 2032 nucleotides long. The record is from RefSeq and is a predicted model, not a curated record. NCBI's taxonomy places the organism in Eukaryota, Metazoa, Arthropoda, Insecta, Coleoptera, Scarabaeidae.